Messenger RNA from Hyalella azteca, 1579 nucleotides. RefSeq names its product choline transporter-like protein 1. The annotation marks the transcript as partial. The record is from RefSeq and is a predicted model, not a curated record. Gene Ontology annotation, molecular function: transmembrane transporter activity. Gene Ontology annotation, cellular component: membrane. The transcript has 15 exons. Lineage: Eukaryota; Metazoa; Arthropoda; Malacostraca; Amphipoda; Hyalellidae. Gene Ontology annotation, biological process: transmembrane transport.
AUCAUAUACCUGGGGGUAGCUUACUCGCAAGGCGACGUGAACCGCAUCAUCAGAGGCACGGACAAAUAUGGCAACGUUUGCGGCGUUAAAAACAACAUGUACUUCAACAACUCCAAAUCUGGACAAGACAAAACGGCCCUACCGUACUUUGAUCCCAUCUCGAAGGAAUGCAUUCAGACUUGCGGCGAUGGGACUUCCUUGGUCGGGUAUUACUGCUUCCCUGCGCUGGUGACUUCCCAGAACUCGCCCUUCGCUCAGGGCACCGCAUUUUUCGAAGAUGUUGGACGCGAUAUCCAAAAAUCCUGGCCGUGGAUUCUCUCUAUCGUUGCUGUUGGAUUUGGUCUCUCCAUCGUGGUGAUAAUCAUGCUGAGGUUCCUGGCGGGUGUGGUGGUAUGGAUCACGGUCUUCGUUAUGGUGGUAGCGUCGGUAGGAGGAACCAUUUACCUCUGGUUGUUGUGGCACAUCAAGAACACGGACGUAGUUCAGGAUGGUUCUGCAACUAAGUUCCUGAUAGCGGCCAUAUUUGCAACCAUUGGCACGACGGUGCUGGUGAUGUCCCUGGUGCUGCUGGUGACAGCGGGAGGACUGAUCAUCAUUUCGGCAGCUGGCGAGCCUAUGCAGAAUAACGACGAGAUUUACUUCAAACCGAUCCCACUCAUUGAUACGGUGCUGGCGAUGUCCCUGGUGCUGCUGGUGACAGCAGGAGGACUGAUCAUCAUUUCGGCGGCUGGCGAACCUACGCAGAAUAAGGAUGAGAUUGAGUUCAAACCAAUCCCGCUCAUUGAUUGGCUGCGCAUUUAUCACAUCUUCGGCUUCUUCUGGGUAUCGCAAUUCGUGGUAGCUUGUCAGCACAUCACAGUCGCGGGCGCUGUAUCAGCCUGGUAUUUCAAAAGGGACAAGAAGCAACUUAUAUGCUCAAGACGGUAUAUGCUCAAGCAACUGCAGAAGCGCGUGUCACCAGACAGCGGUCUGGGCUGCCUGCUCAAGUGCUGCCAGUGCUGUCUCGCGUGCUUCGAACAGUUCCUCAAGUAUAUCACCCGUAACGCCUUCAUCGAGAUAGCCAUCUUCGGGCACGGGUUCUGUAAGGCGGCGCAGAAAGCCUUCAACAUCAUAACGUCGAACGCUUUCCGCGUGACGGCCAUCAACAUGGUCGGCGACUUCGUCCUGUUUCUCUCAAAGGCUGCAGUGGUCAUCUCCAGUGGCUUCAUCGGAUACGAAAUAAUCAGGGUCCAGCAAGGCAUCAAGUACGAGUUUGUGCCGCUGGUCGUGGGGUUGGUGUGCGUGGCUCUGACCAUCCAUUGCUUCGUCUCUAUAUACGAGGUGCGUCCAACCCUAGCGCNGCAACUCGACUACGUGGAGAAUGCCAAAAGAAACGGCGAUCCUUACGGGAGUGCAGCGGUCAAAAGUGUCGGAGCUUACCAGGCCUCGGCACAGGUGGGUGCCAGCAGGCUGCCCUCGGAGAUGCCCACGCCCAUGCAUCGCCCCUCGGGCAUCGGGAUGUCCCCUCUACACCCCGCUUAUGCCCCUCACUCCAUCCCUCCCUCUCCCUCACGCAUGUUCCCUAAUGUGUCUUAAAUCU